Molecule: messenger RNA, 2362 nt
Organism: Aricia agestis (brown argus)
Lineage: Eukaryota; Metazoa; Arthropoda; Insecta; Lepidoptera; Lycaenidae
Gene: Best1
Product: bestrophin-4
Exons: 13
Coding region: 126-2243 (705 amino acids)
Molecular function (GO): chloride channel activity
Source: RefSeq, a predicted model, not a curated record
UGUGAUUUAAAUAAACGAAAUAGUGCAAAUAAUGUAAAAUAGUUUUCGCCGGAAGAAUUAUUAUAUUUGCAAGAAUUUCACUGUGAUAAAAAUUAAUAUGCUAAGUGAUACAUGUAUUAUUUAAAAUGACAGUUACCUAUACAGGAGAAGUAGCUACUUGUCGUGGCUUUGGAACUUUUUUAAGAGUAUUGUACAAAUGGAGAGGAAGCAUAUACAAACUAGUAUGGCUAGAUUUACUAGCUUUUUUACUUAUUUAUUAUGUAUUAAAUCUUACCUACCGCCUGCUUUUGGAUGAGGAAUCAAAAAGAUUGUUCGAAGGAGUAGUAAAUUAUUGUAGUUUUCACGGAAAUGUGAUUCCAUUGUCUUUUGUGCUUGGUUUUUAUGUUACUGUUGUGAUGAAUCGUUGGUGGAAUCAGUAUACUACCAUACCCUGGCCCGAUUCCAUAGCUGUGUUCGUAUCCGCUACAAUACACGGUCAGGACGAGCGAGGGCGGCUGAUGAGACGAACUAUUCUGCGAUACGUGUGCUUGUGUCUAACUAUGGUGCUAACUAUGAUCUCACCGCGAGUAAAGAAACGAUUUCCUACAUUAGAUAACCUAGUCGAAGCUGGUCUUCUGCUAGAAAACGAAAAGGUUAUACUGGAUAACCUGAAUGCAAAGUUUCCCAAGCCCUCCAAACAUUGGUUACCAAUAGUAUGGGCUACGAGUAUAGUGACGAGGGCCCGCAAAGAGGGCAGGAUAAGGGACGACUUUGCGGUCAAAACUAUAAUAGACGAACUGAACAAGUUCAGGGGACAGGCUGGGUUGCUGCUCAGCUAUGACACCAUCAGCAUACCACUCGUAUACACACAGGUAGUUACCAUAGCAGUUUACUCGUAUUUUAUAACAUCCGCGUUGGGUAGCCAGUGGGUGGACAACAAACUGAACACGACGUCGUCGGCCUACAUAUCUAAUAUAGACCUUUAUUUCCCAAUAUUCACAACACUAGAAUUCUUCUUCUACAUGGGCUGGCUGAAAGUGGCGGAGUCCCUUAUAAACCCCUUCGGCGAGGAUGACGAUGAUUUCGAAGUCAAUUGGCUGAUCGAUAGAGAUCUGCAAGUAUCAUACAUGAUCGUGGACGAGAUGCACCACGAGCAUCCAGAGUUGAUCAGGGACCAAUACUGGGACGAGGUGUUCCCGUCCGAGCUCCCAUACACGAUAGCCACGGAGAACCAGCGCGAGGAGCACCCGGAGCCGUCGACGGCGCGAGUGGCCGUCCCCUUGCGCCAACGGAGCAUGGUCACCGUCAACCCUUCGUCGCUCAAAAUCGACGAGAUGGUACCCUCAAACACCGUGAGUUACAAGUUCGCCCCGCCCGAGCAACUGCAAAUGAACGACGACGCUCAAUCUGGAAUCCAUUUCAUCGUGUCUCGAGGAAGCAGGCGAGGGAAGAAGGACGACAAUAAUCUGGGCUCGAGCAACUCUAUGGCGUCGCUGCAACAGCCCACGAUAGCCAGGACCGCCUCGGUCACUUCGAUGCUGAAGAGACUGUUCUCGAAGGAGGAGCAGCGACCACCCUCAGCGACGGUGGCCUCGGCGCCCACACAAACCGACAGCGGUGGUCGGUUCACAAUAUCUGCGAGUAAUCCAACUCUGAACAAGCCCGCUGCGGCGGCGGGCGGCAGCAUGAAGAUCGCCAACGAGGUGAUAGAGGAAGUCGACGAACAGGCCACCAUCACCAGCAUGGCAAAGCGGCCCGAAGUCAGACCGACGGCGAUGAGUAUAUUCGCCCAAGGCCCGCCUCCGCCCAGCGACCCAGUCAACGUGCCUUCGCGGAAUGCUAAUCAUGUUACAAAGGAAUCUCGUCUGUCCUCAUCGGCACCGGUGAACCAGUGGACGCGGGAGGACACAGACAAGAGCCCCGCGGCGAACUCUCUCGCCACACAGAACUCCUUCCCUGGCCUGCCGCGCCAGCGACUCGACAGCGACGUCGGCGCGUCGCUCAGCGCCGCGUGCAGCGAGACCGUUUUGGAUGAAGUAGAUGGUGGAGAUGAGGAAUUGGAUGAAUUCGACAGACUGAAAAGUAUACGAGAACAACAUCGCCGGGAUAAAUAUAUGCAGAAGCUGCUUGCUCGUUCUGUCAGCGCGCAACAGGGAGCCGGAAGUGGUGAAAUCUUAGCAGACUUAUUACUAGAAGAAAUAAUGCAAUCAACAAAAUCGAAUAAAGAAAAUACAGAAGGCAAUUCUAAAGAAGAAACCACUUGACAAAGUAUGAUAUUUUUAUGGGAUUAAAAUCGAAACAUUGACUUUUUCUUCAGUAUUAAAAAUUGUGAUACAAUUUAUAAUGUUAGAACAUUAUGCUGUGACUUACGAAAAUCUUAUAA